Molecule: messenger RNA, 902 nt
Organism: Hyaloscypha bicolor E
Lineage: Eukaryota; Fungi; Ascomycota; Leotiomycetes; Helotiales; Hyaloscyphaceae
Exons: 2
Molecular function (GO): protein binding
Source: RefSeq, a predicted model, not a curated record
AGAAGAGCCUGAAGAUCACGGAUGCUUCGUCCGUAGACUUCGUCAAGACAUAUCUUCCCCACUACUCCGGCCCUCAAGUCAAAGUCCAGAUCGGCUCUCCAGACCACGAAUAUACGCUGUCAAAGGCGAUCCUAUGCCAACACUAUCGUUACUUCGCAAACAUGUUCGAUGGUGGUUUCAAGGAAGGCAAAGAGGAUAUUGCGAAGUUGGACGAAUUGGAGGGUACCGUUUCUGUUCGGAGUUUCGAGUUGCUUAUUCAAUGGAUCUACACCGGCCGGGUGAUUGUUGAAACAACAAUUUUGGCUGAGGAGAUUGAGGCUAUCGUUGAGUUUGCGCGACUUGCCGACUUCUGUCAAGUUGAAGGCGUGGAGAAGCUGGUGGCGGAACGCAUCAAGGCCUUAAUUGGUACGAAGGCUGAUCUGGAUUGGAUCCAAUCGCCGGACAACACGAAGUAUAUCACAUCUCGAGCAAUUUUAUGGGCUAGCUUUCUGCCGGGUGACCAUGCUGUUCGCAAUAUACUCGCCGCAGCCUCCGUUGAAGGGUACCUACGGUCCAACGAGCACAAGUUUGAUAAAGAGACACGAUCAAUCCAUAACUUUGCGGCUGAUUUACUGAAGGAGGUGAAGCUCACACUGGGGACGCUGACCGGUGAUAGAAAUGUCGGGUUCUACGUCGAAGAUCCUAUCAGUGGUGGCAGUUUUUCACUAGGACCGACGUACGGGAAUCUUAAGUGGUGAGUCUAGCUUGCUGAGACUUGGAAAUUUGGAUGUGGAGAUGUGGGGAUGGAGUUGCGUAGGGUCUAAGGGCUUGGUGGGUGGCGCAUUUGGCGAUUUGGUUGGGUUACAGCUUUGAAAAGUGCUUGGAAAAGCUUACCAGUAGAUCCCGCAAUUGACACUCUCUUG